AGUCAAUUGUUUUCUUGUUGCGCUUGACUAUCUAAUAGAUUGUCUUUGGAUUUCUGUUCUAUAAUACUCUUGAUAAGCUUAUCGGUCUUGUCAUCUGCGCCAGUCAUUUGGGGGGAGUCGCUGUUAUCUCCAGCGUAUGAAUAAGCUUCGUCCUGGGUUUGGUAUUUCCGCGGAAAUUCAAAAAAGCGAUUCGAGCCCUUUUUCUUAAGGCUGAGGAUCGAAGGCGGUUGCCCUAGAUAUAAGAGUCAAAGCAACCCUUCUGGCGGCGUUCAUAUUCACGUUUCCACCUCAUAGAAGAGAAUCAAAGCUCUUCGCAUUGGACAUUGCUUGCGGUGGCAAUCUGUCACGAUGAAGGAUGCGUCUUGCGACAAUGGCUGUCAAGCACCUUUGCUGAUGGCUAUGAACACCGAACAUCAGGUGCACUUGAUUAUUGGGACGAACCCUUUAGCAGGAGCCCGUUGUGCGAAGAGUGUAGGCGUCGGAGCGAAACCUAUCAUAAUAGCACAAGAUACGGCCGAUGUGCACUAUACGUUGACCGAGCGCUUCGAAGACGGCUCAGCGCAAUGGAUACGCAGAGCAUUUCAAGACGAUGAUCUAACCACUCUUGGGAGGGAAGAAGUCGACCAUGUUGUGGACAUGGUGUUUGUCACUCUCGGCGGGAGUGACCCGUUGAGUUCCCACAUUUCGAAGCUUUGCCGACGUCUGAGAAUCCCGGUGAAUGUAUCUGACGCACCGGAUCUCUGUUCCUUCAGCUUGCUUUCUACGUACUCAGAUGGCCCUCUGCACAUCGGAAUUACGACUUCUGGCCGUGGCUGCAAGCUCGCUUCUCGCCUGAGGAGGGAAAUUUCUGCUUCGCUUCCUCCGAACCUUGGGACCGCCAUAGACAGACUCGGUGCGGUAAGAAAGCGGCUUUGGGCAGAAGACUACGCUGCAGGACUCUGUGAUGGCGUUUUCGACGGCGACGACGAUGAUUCGACAGGCCAAAAACAUACUUUCAACAAUCUAGUCACGGAGCAUGACAAAUCGGCCGCCAAAACAAGACGCAUGCGCUGGCUCUCUCAGAUUUGCGAGUAUUGGCCAUUACGCAAACUCGCCACUAUUGCCGAUUCUGAUAUUGAAAGAAUCCUUCAGGCCUAUUCCGCUGGUAAAGAAAAUGUCAGCGACAUGAAUGGGACUGCGUUGUUAUCUAAGAAAGGAAAGAUUGUUCUGGCUGGUUCUGGUCCAGGUCACCCUGAUCUGCUCACUCGCGCAACUUUUCAUGCGAUUCAAAAUGCAGACAUUAUAUUGGCAGAUAAGCUUGUACCUGCUCCCGUCUUGGACUUGAUUCCGCGCCGGACUGAGGUCCAUAUUGCGCGAAAGUUCCCCGGAAAUGCGGAUCAAGCACAAGAAGAGUUUAUGCAAAUGGGAAUCGAAGCCCUACGCCAGGGACGGUACGUACUGCGGCUGAAGCAGGGAGACCCGUAUCUCUAUGGUCGAGGAGGAGAGGAGUUUGAGUACUUCCGAGGCGAAGGUUUUACUCCCUUGGUCCUUCCGGGAAUAACCAGUGCACUCAGCGCCCCUUUGUUCGCGGAUAUUCCUGCUACCCAUCGUGGUGUUUCGGACCAGGUUCUAGUUUGCACCGGCACUGGAAGGAAAGGCGCAGCUCCAGAGCCCCCUACUUACGUACCGACUCAGACGGUUGUCUUCCUGAUGGCACUGCAUAGACUGUCUGCACUCGUGGAAUCACUGACCACGCUACCGGCGGCAGAUGACGGCUCCCGCGCGAGAACGGCCUGGCCCAAGGAUACUCCAUGCGCCAUCGUUGAGCGGGCUUCAUGCACGGAUCAGCGGGUUAUUCGUUCAACACUUGAGCACGUAUGCUUGGCAUUUGAAGCUGAAGGGUCUCGCCCUCCCGGGUUGCUCAUUGUCGGAGCCAGCUGCCAUGUUCUACACCGACCUAGCGGUCAAAAGUGGAUCGUUGAGGAGGGAUUCCGAGGCCUGGAUGAAUUGCAUCCUGUUUUGGGCGAGUCUACGAGGGACGGUAGUGUGCUGAACGCUUCUUGAUACGGCUAGCAUUUGCAUUCGGUGAUUUUCUGGACACGAGUUGUGAGAGAUCACAAUCAUGAGCGGGGAGUUUUGUUUCAACAGGUCUUCGAUUUGAGAUUGAGAUACCCAUAUAGAUUAUGUUUCAACACUAUGAAUUGGUCACGUUGAUUUCUU
Molecule: messenger RNA, 2199 nt
Organism: Aspergillus novofumigatus IBT 16806
Lineage: Eukaryota; Fungi; Ascomycota; Eurotiomycetes; Eurotiales; Aspergillaceae
Product: putative siroheme synthase
Exons: 2
Coding region: 349-2043 (564 amino acids)
Biological process (GO): sulfate assimilation; siroheme biosynthetic process
Molecular function (GO): uroporphyrin-III C-methyltransferase activity
Source: RefSeq, a predicted model, not a curated record